Molecule: messenger RNA, 2831 nt
Organism: Microtus ochrogaster (prairie vole)
Lineage: Eukaryota; Metazoa; Chordata; Mammalia; Rodentia; Cricetidae
Gene: Donson
Product: DNA replication fork stabilization factor DONSON
Biological process (GO): nuclear DNA replication
Cellular component (GO): nucleus
Source: RefSeq, a predicted model, not a curated record
GUCCCCGCUACAGUAGUGGCGACCCCUUUUCGUGCCCUCCGGGGUGAUGCACGCUGGGUGACGUUUUCUCGGCGAUGCCCCGCCUCGCGGCCGAAUUGCUGGGGGUGCGCUCUCGGCCGGAAGCGGCCACCGACAAAUCAGUUGGGCGGGGUGGGGGCGGCCAAGCGCGCAUGCCCCAACGGGGCGGGCCCGCGGCGGGGCGGGGCCUUGGGGCCGUCCAGUCCGCGAGCAGCGCGGGGGCGGGGCGGAGCCGGGGCGCGCGGGAAGCGCCGGCAGGGCUGCGGGGACUCCUCCGCGCUGCGCCAUGGCGGUGUCCGUUCCCGGCUACUCGCCCAGCUUCAAGAGGCCGCCGGAGAUUGUGCGGCUCCGCCGGAAAAGGUCUCGGAACCACGGUGCCGCCGUGCCUUCCGCACUGCCGGAGCCCACGCCCCGCCGCGCGGCGCUUGCGGCCGGGCUGCCCCUGCGCUCCUUCCCGAGCUCGGGCGGCAGAGGCGGCGCCGCGACCGUCGCCCGCAGGAACCCUUUCGCCCGCCUGGACAACCGGCCGCGGGUCGCCGACGAGGCUCGUGAGCAGCCGUCUCGGGGUCCGCAGGGAGCUCCGGGCUCGCUUUUAGAUUCUAAUGGGGAAAAUAAUUUGCCAUGGGAGGAAGCGUCUCGUGAAAGAACUGUCAUCGAACUGUCGCAGAGUCAACAUGUACCAUUCUCUGAAUCAGAUACGACUUCUUCAGAAGGUGCUGAGUUACCUGCGGACUGGAGUAUUAAAACCCGACUCCUUUUCACCUCCUCUCAACCCUUUUCCUGGGCAGAUCAUUUGAAAGCACAGGAAGAAGCCCAAGGUCUUGUCCAGCAUUGUAGGGCCACAGAAGUCACUUUACCCCAGAGUGUAGAGGAUCCCAAGCUCUCCACUGAGCUCCGUUGUGCCUUCCAGCAAACCCUUGUCUACUGGCUUCACCCUGCCUUUUCAUGGCUGCCACUUUUCCCUCGAAUUGGAGCUGAUAAGAAGAUGGCUGGAAAGCCCAGUCCAUGGUCAAAUGAUGAAACUCUGCAACAAACUCUACUGAGUGACUGGUCUGUGAGUUUUACUUCUUUGUAUAAUCUGCUGAAGACAAAGCUUUGCCCCUUUUUCUACGUCUGUACCUAUCAGUUUACUGUCCUGUUCCGGGCAGCAGGAUUAGCAGGAAGUGAUGUGGUCACAGCACUUGUAUCUCCUACAACUAGAGGUUUAAGAGAAGCUAUGAAAAAUGAAGGUGUUGAAUUCUCUCUGCCUUUGCUAGAAGAAAGUGGUCGCAAGAAGAAAGGACGAGAAGCAAACCUGGAGUCUGAGGAGGAGCCAGCGGCCAGCGAUGAAGAUGAAGAGGAGAGCUUUUCUUGGCUGGAAGAAAUAGGUGUGCAAGAUCAAAUUAAAAAGCCAGACAUGAUCUCCGUCAAGCUACUUAGAGAAAAAACUGAAGUACAAAUGGAUCACAGACCUGAAUCUGUUGUACUAGUGAAAGGACUCAACACUUUCACGUUGCUCAAUUUUUUGAUCAACUGCAAGAGCUUAGUUGCUACCUCCGGUGCACAGGCAGGCCUUCCUCCAACCCUUUUAUCCCCGGUAGCCUUCCGAGGUGCCUCGAUGCAAAUGCUUAAGGCACGAAGCAUUAAUGUAAAGACACAAGAUCUUUCUGGGUACAGAGACAAGUUUAGUUUGGAGAUCACAGGUCCUGUCAUGCCUCAUGCUCUGCAAUCUGUGAUCAUGCUACUCAGAUCUUCACAGAGAGGGUCAUUCUCUGCUGGGAUGUAUGCGCAUGAGCCAACUGCUGCAUUCAAUGUCUGCCUGCCACUGGAGAAGGAACCGCACAGAAAAGAUGCUCCUAAGGACCUUGCUAACUGUGGGCUGCACCCCAAAACCCUGCAGCAGCUCAGUCAAAUACCACUACUGGGGAAGUCAUCCUUAAGGAAUGUGGAAAUGAAUGACUACAUUUUUAAUUGGAGAUCCUGAACACCAAAGCUUGGGCACCAGUAUUAGCCAGCUGUUCCUGUGUUAGAACUUGCACUCCUGUACUUCCUGUGAACUGCCCAGGGAUAGAGUUCAACUGAGCCCAGGCAUCAAUCUGAAGAAAAAGAAGCCACCAUCUUCAAUAAGUGAAAGUACUGAUCUGAUGAAAGCGCCACACUGGUAGUUUAAUUCACUGGGGAAAAAUAGUUUGGUUCCUGAAGUAGCCAAAUAAUGAUAUAUUUAAAGUUCAAGUAAGUUUUACAGCAUUCAGUGAAAUCUAUUAACGCAAAAGAAGGUAUGAGGGUUCGAGAUGAAAAAUGUAGUUCUUAUGGCCAAAGAUCUUUGCCUUUGUCAUUUGACGUAUCAUACAAAUGAAUCUAAAUAAUUGCCAUGAUCAUCUAAAUCUUUUGCGAAUCCUGCGAGAUAUUAACUGUUAUCUACCAAUAGCAUAGUACAGAAAAUGGUCAAAAGCAGAAAAAGUAGACCACAUCGCUCACCAACACCUACUGUGCUACAGAAUCAGGCAUCUUUCAUGUUGCAUUUAAUGCAUACCUGUAUUACCAGCAAUGUUACUUCCUACUUAAACUGUUCCUAUAUAGAUUUAGCAUAAAAUGGAAAGCUAUUUCCUUCCUGUUCAAAGUAGACUCUGAUUCAUUAUUAUUUGUUAAUGAACCCCACUUCUACUUAUGAGUUGUGGGUAUCAGCUGACUACUGCUUAGCUCGGUUUGCUUAGCUGAAACAAGGAGAGUAAUAGUAAUACCUUAUGUACAGAUCAGACUGUAAUCUCUUGAGGGAUUUAUUUUCUAUUUUGUUCUCAAAUAGUUCUUGCCAUAGUAUGCAAUAAACAUUUUCU